Microthlaspi erraticum is the source of this 300-nucleotide messenger RNA. NCBI's taxonomy places the organism in Eukaryota, Viridiplantae, Streptophyta, Magnoliopsida, Brassicales, Brassicaceae. The record is from the annotation of a GenBank genome assembly.
AUGUGCACAAGGCACUUGCCAACACCUUCUUUGCAAGGAAGGCCACCGGGACAAUCAACGAGGGGGAACUCAAGUUUCUUGACAUGGGAAUCAAGCCCAUCUCUCACGCACAAGCGAUGGCAAGAGGAUCAGAGGGAGAUAGAUCACACAGGGAACUUGAUGCCUUCCUUGACAUCUCUCACCUACAAGAUCACAGCCUACAACACUAGGCAUCAACGAGGGAGGCUAAGUGUUGGAGGGCUCAUCACACCUAUCUUGUGUGCUGCUGGAGUGAACCCAACUGAUAAGAGAAGCCACUGA